AUGCUGAGUGGAUUGGAUUUUGGAACCAACAGUAGUGAAAAAAUCCAUAUCGAUAAGAAGGGUUGGAGUGAUGAGCGUAAACGCCUGUUCGAGACGAAAUUGGGUGCACUCUUGAAGAAUCCAAAUUUCUUGCUACUCCAUGUACCAGAAGAAAAAGGCACCAAAAUGAAGAUCAUCCAACCUUCCAGCGAUCCAUACCAUCGUCAUCGUAUCAUAGAAGGCGUCAAUGAAGGUGAAACCACGCCACGUACUUGGUAUGCCUUAUCGCACUUGUGGGGUAUCACAAAGGCCGAUCCACAUGUGUGGGAUAAUAUUACCCAACUCGUGGAGGAUGAAUAUGGACAACCCGUUCAACCUGUUUCCAUGCGACCUGAGAAACGCAACACGUUACUGAAAUUAUUGGAAGCUUACCCCAACAGCUAUUGGUGGAUAGACGUCUUGUGUGCUCGUCAUGAUACGCCCCUGGAUAUCAUGGGUGAUAUUUACGCUUGCUGUACCGAAUGCAUUGCCCUACUCGAUAUUGAUCCUGAAGUCAUACCAGAGUUUCAUAGUGUGGUGGAUGAUGCGACUUCUUUAACUAUGGGUGAUCCUCAGCUGUGUAACAUCUUUGGAUCGCUGAUCGACUGCAAAUGGUGGAAACGGGUUUGGACAUGGCAGGAGAUGGCAUUGCCUCGUACAAUUCUGCUUAUGGCUGAGAACGCCACUCAAGUAUCUGAAAAGCACAUGAUGAAUCUUGAUUGUUUACCUGGUUAUCUACCUAUCGUCUUUCAUGGUUUGUACGCCGUGUUGACUGAUUUUUUUUAUCAACAAGGGCUGACUCAUCCAUUAUCUUUCUAUGUAGACUUGCCCAAUGCAUUUGCCAUACAUGGAGAAGUGCUUUUUACGAGAGGGACCAACUCGUGGCGUAUCUCAGCGGAUGGCCUUUACGCUUUAUUUUUAUCGUUUAAACAGUCAUCUAGACAAUGCAUGGAACCGGUGGAUUACGUCUAUGGCAUACUCGGCAUACUGCGAUUAGAUAUCCCAAGAAUGAAUGAUCAUCACCAAGUUUGGAAACUGUUUUUGUCAAAGCUUGACACACUAAUGAUUGACCUCAACUGCACAAAGUGGAAAAUCAGCAACGAUGCACAUCAAGUCGAUUUAUUGGCUGUUGAAAAUAUGGCAGAUGUUUACAAAGAUCUGCUCACCUUGAGCGAUUCAGAAAAACUAAGAAUGCUCCAGGGUAUGUAA
This is a messenger RNA of Lichtheimia ornata, 1227 nucleotides long. RefSeq lists its product as uncharacterized. Bases 1 to 1227 code for a protein of 408 amino acids. Lineage: Eukaryota; Fungi; Mucoromycota; Mucoromycetes; Mucorales; Lichtheimiaceae. The record is from RefSeq and is a predicted model, not a curated record. The transcript has 2 exons.